CACCCCAAGGCGGCGACUUCGUGGAAGUCAAAAAUGAAAUUCGAUGAGUUUCUUUUCAGCAACUUGGGCGAAAUUGGAAAGCAAGUACCAGAAGAUCCAGUUUUUCCUCGUAUGCCUUCCAUCAAUCAUCGUUUCGAUGCACGCGCUCAGUUGGACUCUGGCCGCCGUCCCGGUACCUUAUCGGUCUGUCCUCUGCUUGAUGUGCUCUACCAUCAGAAACUCACGACUCACUUUAUAAUUCGAACGACUCACGUCUUAGGAUCACCGAAUGUAAAGGAUGGGAUGGAGUUCCUGUUUCGUUGA
Messenger RNA from Cylicostephanus goldi, 303 nucleotides. NCBI's taxonomy places the organism in Eukaryota, Metazoa, Nematoda, Chromadorea, Rhabditida, Strongylidae. The record is from the annotation of a GenBank genome assembly.